Messenger RNA from Xenopus laevis (African clawed frog), 2595 nucleotides. RefSeq names its product VPS26 retromer complex component B L homeolog (gene vps26b.L). The transcript is spliced from 6 exons. Gene Ontology annotation, cellular component: cytosol; early endosome; cytoplasm. NCBI's taxonomy places the organism in Eukaryota, Metazoa, Chordata, Amphibia, Anura, Pipidae. The record is from RefSeq and is marked provisional. Bases 109 to 1122 code for a protein of 337 amino acids. Gene Ontology annotation, biological process: intracellular protein transport.
CGGAAUUAUUUGCUAAGAUUAUCCAACCAUCAUCUUGCUUGUAUUCCCCGCUCUGCCGUAGCGGCUACGAAGAGUUCACUUCGUCUCUUCUCUGCCUGAGCCUUCGCAAUGAGCUUCUUUGGCUUUGGGCCGGCUGCGGAGCUGGACAUUGCUCUGACAGAUGGGGAGAGCCGCCGGCGGGCGGAGCAUAAAACGGAGGACGGCAAGAAAGAGAAGUACUUUCUGUUCUACGAUGGGGAGACCGUGUCCGGUCGAGUUACUGUCAAUCUCCGAAACCCGGGCAAAAGGCUGGAGCACCAGGGGCUGAAAAUAGAGUUCAUAGGGCAAAUCGAGUUGUAUUAUGAUCGUGGAAAUCACCACGAGUUUGUAUCUUUAGUGAAGGAUUUGGCUCGACCUGGAGAGAUUUCUCAGUCUCAGAGCUUUGACUUUGAAUUUACCCACGUGGAAAAGCCCUAUGAAUCAUACACUGGUCAGAAUGUUAAAUUAAGGUAUUUCUUGCGUGCAACUCUCAGUCGCCGUCUUAAUGAUGUUGUAAAGGAAAUGGAUAUUGUUGUUCAUACCUUAAGCACUUACCCAGAGCUAAAUUCUUCAAUCAAGAUGGAGGUUGGUAUUGAGGAUUGUCUUCACAUUGAGUUUGAGUACAACAAGUCCAAAUAUCACCUCAAAGAUGUCAUUGUGGGAAAAAUAUAUUUCCUCCUUGUACGAAUUAAGAUUAAGCACAUGGAAAUAGAUAUAAUUAAGAGGGAAACUACAGGAACCGGACCAAAUGUUUACCACGAAAAUGACACAAUUGCCAAGUAUGAGAUCAUGGAUGGUGCGCCAGUAAGAGGGGAAUCAAUACCUAUCCGGCUAUUCUUAGCUGGUUAUGAACUGACUCCAACUAUGAGGGACAUCAAUAAGAAGUUCAGUGUGCGCUAUUACCUAAACCUGGUGCUUAUAGAUGAGGAGGAAAGGCGUUAUUUCAAACAGCAGGAGAUUGUGUUAUGGCGAAAAGGUGACAUUGUAAGAAAGAGUAUGUCCCACCAAGCAGCCAUUGCCUCUCAGCGAUUUGAGGGAACAAGUCACCCAGAGACCAGACCACAACACAGCGGUGCUGCUGCAGUUGAACAAGAGCAUGAGUGACAUCUUGUCCUAAAACUGGCAGGUCUCACUGUUCAGAUAUGAAUGGACUUCUCCUAUUCCACUCACACCCCCGUGCCUAACACCUUGGCACAGACUAUCAGUGGUUCAUUGCUGGCAAAGGGAUGAGACCAGUCUCUCAUACCAGGCAAAACAAAUCCUCUCUUUGGGCUGCUAUUUUACAUUCAGCAAAAUGGGGGAAGGGCGGAGUAUUUGUCCUUUCACAUUUUCGUUUUUUUUUUAUGCUCUCAUUGCCUUAUUAGUUUAUUAGGCUUAUCAGCCUUAAAACCCCAAGGUUUUCAGAGAUCGCUCAAUUGGGAGAGCAGCAAACAGUAUUUUAAAUCAGCAUUUUUACAAAUGAGACAUGCCCUCUAAUUCUUAGCUUCUGUUUUACAAGUGCUAGGAAAGCACCUUUCUAUGCCUGUUCUGCCCACUUUACCCAGUUCUGAUCACUCCUGGGGCACCAACAGUCUACAUAACCUCUUCAUUGUUAGAUAGCAUAGGAUUGUUUAAUUAUAUAAAAUCUCAAAAUAAUUGGUUAUGCCAAAAUACUGUGUUUCCAUUAAUAUUCCAAAUCAUUCCAAAAUGAAAAUGGCAUUUUGUUAAGCACGUCUGUUGUCAAGGGACUGGAAUAUUGGGGAGGGGGGGGGGGCCAGAUAAUAUAUUUUUAAUGCUUAUUCAUUUGAAUUUACUGGCAAAUCCCCUUAAAUGUAGAAGCCAUGGUGGUUGCUGCAAUUGUUUGUCACCAGCCUGAAAAAUGGUUACAGCUACUGCAUACCAUCAUCAUUAUUGACUGGUUUCUAUUGGUUGUGCCCUUAGAUGCCUUAGAUGUGCUGCACUGUUAUAGCCAUCAGAUAAUUCAUAAUGUAUUCUUAGUACAUAUGCAGAACUUUUUGUAACAGAGGCAAAGCAACAUCCCACAAUUACAAUUUGGUCACAAUUUUCUGUGAAAGAUAGCGAAUCAGCCUUGCUUUAACCAUUGAAAAUAUGAAUGAUCAAAUGGAUACCUUAAAUUGUUUUUAUGGACAAUGUAUUUCACAGUAUUUAAAUUCUGUAUCCGGCACCAAUAUACAAAUGAAAAUAUAUAUACAUGUUAAUGUGAAAUGGGUGGGUUCAGAUAAAAGAAAUUAGCACUUUUUAAUUUCCCACUCUGAUUUGAUGUAGUCACAAGCAUCAAACCCACUAUCUCUAAAUAGAAAUAUUAUUUAAGUGGUCCACACUUAUGUGUGCCUCCUUAUAUAAUGCUAAAGUGUUAGCUCUCUGGAGCAGUGCCUGCAUCAUUUUAUAAAGCACUGCAUGUUAGUAGUGCUCAAAACUCCAAAUCAUUUUACAUAAUUUAGUGAUAAGCUCUUCGCUAUGGCCACGCCAGAACUUCACAUUAUCAUUCCAGCUGCAGUGUUUUUCAUGUGUUUGUGUUUUAAAUGUCUGUUUUAUGUUGGUUUUAUUCGUAUCCGAUUAAAAAAUAUUCUCAGUAAA